CGGGAAGGGCGCGGGGCUGUGUGGCCGUUGGCCCCGCCCUACCGUAAUGGGCGGUAACGCUGUCGCAGGCCCCGCCCUACCGUAAUUGACGGGAUGUGCGACACGGGCCUCUCCUAGCUGGGCCGUGCUGGAGCGGGUUUGGGCUGGCUCUCCUGACGGACCGUCCAGCCCGAGCGCUUCAUAAGCACCCUGGGCUACGAGCUCCCCCACAACUCACGGAUUGAACGAACCGGGAUUGGCUCUGGAGGUGGACGCUGUCAUGCCAUGCUCGUUUCAAGCUUCUGCCCUCCGGCACGUUCUUGUAAUGAUUGGAUCGGCCCUCCUGACAGAUAUUCAAACCUCCGGCCAAUAAUAUUUUAUGUUCCUAAAAAUGAAUCAUCACUGGAACAAAGACUUAGGGAAUUUAGACAAGAAACUCAAAUGUGGAAUCAACAAUUCUGGGCAAACCAGAAUGUGUCAUUCCAGCAGGGAAAAGAAGAAUUCAUUUAUUCAAGACUGAAAGCUAAAGGUCUGCAAACAAGAGAUGAAACAGGUCACAAAAUAACACUGAAUGCAGAAGAAAUGGCUGACUUUUACAAGGAGUUUUUAAGUAAAAAUUUUAAAAAGCAUAUGUGUUAUAACAGAGAUUGGUAUAAACGUAAUUUUACUAUCACGUUCCUCAUGGGACAAGUGGCACUUGAAAGAGCUUUGAGGAGGCUUGGAUGGAAAGAGACAAACAAUGGAAACUAAAGCUCACCACCCUAUGGAAAAUACAACAAUAUAGUGAAGCCUGUCCACAUGCUGUCUGUCAUUCAAAAUCUAAACUGCUAAGAUAGUCAUUAUCAAGAUUUAUGUUUAUCUUAAAUAUUAGGCCACAUAAAUGAGAAUUAUUCUUGCUCUUGAAUUUAUAGCUAUUGUUCACAUGUAUAUUCCCGUUUAAUAUCCCCAAAUCUGGCCAACAAAUAACUAUAUUGGCUACUUACCAGCAGCCCCAGAGACCACACUGAAUUUGCAUUUUAGAUGCACUUGGUUAACUAUUUUCUCAUACUAGUUAAUGUAGAGGUAUGUUUGAAUGAAGAGAUCAGUGCAAUUUGUGAUUAUACGUUGAAUCAGCCCAUCUUAGAAUGAUCGAAAUACUGCUUUUCUUCUUUUUAAGUAAGCCUUGAUUUAAUACUCCCAUAAAUGACCAAAACAAUAGUCUUCUAAAUCUCAUUUUUGUCUUUAACAGAGUAAAAUACAUCAAGUAAGCAAUUUGUCCCUGUUGUCAGAACUCAUUUACCAGCCAUGAGGGAAAGAGAGAGGAAUGUCUGCCUGGCUGUAAGUGAGGUAAACAGUGUUAGUAACUAGUAACAGCCAUAUCUGUUAUCUACAUAGUAGAAGUUUGAUGUUCUCAGUAGCUUCCUUGGAUGCACAGAAGUCCUUUUUAGCUUGAGAGGGAGUUUUGAUCCUGCACGCACACACACACUCUCUCUCUCUCUCUCUCUCUACAUUGUAAUUGUACCAUUCAUACAUGGUUUGAAAGAGAUGAUAUUGCAGUGAAUGUGUGCCCUGUCCACUUAUCCAGCUGAACAGAUGGAUCCUUGCUAUGAUGCCUGAGAAAUUGAUUUUGCUGAAUUUGUCUGUGUACUUGAACAAAAGUGUGCAUUUAAAGCUCCCUACCUCUGCUAAAUUGCUCUCCUUAGGCACCACCUGCUCACAGUUCCCUAAAGGCCAGUGACCCGGCUACAGUGCCUUCUUGUCUGGUUGCUCUUGGAAUUCAGCAGGUUUAGAUCUGUAGAAAGAAAGGGCAAUGUCUCUGUAAAGCAUCCUUUCCCAGUAUUCAUUCAGACCCUCUGAAAACUACAUUCAUUGUGCUUUUCAGACUCUUUGAAAAUAGCUGUAGAGGCCAUAGCUCACUGCUCCAGCCCUCAAGAUAUUUUGAAAUCUGCACAAUGAUCUGGAUGUUCAGGGCAUCCAUGGAUUUGGAGGGUGACGUUCCAAAUUAUCACCAUAAUGCUUGAUAGAGUGACAAGUUGGAAACUUGGGGGUUUCUAUGUUACUUAAUUAAGUCCCAGAAUUUUCUGUUUAUGAGCAUGAUUCAGGCCUAUGCUGCUUUAUUGUAGAAGUGAAUCAUUAGAUAUGUGUAGUACAGCCUCAAAACUGCAAUAAAUAUGUGCAAUAUGGCCUCAAAACUGCUCCAGUUGGUAUAGAUGACUGGCUAAAUUAAUAAUUAAUUUAUAAGCUGCAACUUCAAGAACCGUAGUGCAAUAUGUUUCAAUAAUGUGAUCUUACAUACAUUCACACACAAACUUAAAUACCCAAGUGAACCAUCCUAUACUGGGCUUUUUAUUUCUGGCAGCACUGUAAGGAAGUGUCAACCAUUUGCUCAUUCUCCGUCUGGUAUGAUAGAGGUUUUUGUCUGGGUCAUAAUUACCAAACUCAUUUCACAUAGACACACCCCUAAAACAGCUUUCAGAUGUUGGCACUUUCAAUCACUGCCUCCCUGGAACAGAAUUAAACCAGCAUUCUCGGGGGAAUGCUUUGGUUUUAUAAGUAGCAGACCAACUGUUACUGACACAUUUUCUUUUGUUGAAAAAUAUGUAGUCAGUUGUGACUGACUGGGGCAACUGGAUUUGUGUCUGGGCUAAUAUUUUUUUAAUGCUUUUUACAUUAGUGAACUUCAAAUUGUCACUGAUUUGUGCUGGUAAACUUUAUUGAUAGAUUUAUUUUCAUUUCAAUUACUGUAGUUGCCAAUGUGUUAUUCUUUUCUUUCCCAUUAAACUGACAUACCUUUACAGCAUUGAUAUACAAUUGGAAUUGACCCUGUUAUAUGUUUGUUAAAAUAUGUUUGAAAUGCCCUAUUUUUAAAUAUAUAUAUUUUUCUGAAAUAAAGCAUCAAAUGUGCAUA
Messenger RNA from Alligator mississippiensis (American alligator), 2866 nucleotides. RefSeq names its product cytochrome c oxidase assembly factor 8. Lineage: Eukaryota; Metazoa; Chordata; Crocodylia; Alligatoridae. The transcript has 5 exons. The record is from RefSeq and is a predicted model, not a curated record. Gene Ontology annotation, biological process: intrinsic apoptotic signaling pathway. Gene Ontology annotation, cellular component: mitochondrion. Bases 265 to 729 code for a protein of 154 amino acids.